Messenger RNA from Asparagus officinalis (garden asparagus), 1149 nucleotides. RefSeq lists its product as uncharacterized. Gene Ontology annotation, cellular component: membrane. Bases 195 to 965 code for a protein of 256 amino acids. NCBI's taxonomy places the organism in Eukaryota, Viridiplantae, Streptophyta, Magnoliopsida, Asparagales, Asparagaceae. The transcript is spliced from 2 exons. The record is from RefSeq and is a predicted model, not a curated record.
ACGAGUAAGACCCCAAACAGACGAAGUCCCUUUCACUACUCAGCUCGUCUUUAUUCCUAACCUAUCAGCCAAGUCAGAACUCAAGUAAAACUUAAUAGAUUCAAUAACGUAGGCAAUCCUCAUACCCCACCAUCCCUCAUUUUCCAAGAGUUAGCAGCGGCAAAUAAAAAAAAGGGGGGAAAAGCCCAAUAACCAUGGGAAAAGGCCUGAUCCGGCUGGCCGUGGCGGUGGCUGUGGUCGGCCUUCUAAUUGGCGGGAGCAGGCGCUACGGUCUGGACGCUGAACCGGCCAUGGCCGCGUUUCGAGAUCUCAGAGAUCGGCUAGGGUUUUGGGCGACCCCGAUCUAUGUUCUUGCUCACACUAUAACCCUAGCCCUUUGCUUGCCUUCCGCUGUCUUCUUCGAGGCUGGCGCUUCUCUGCUCUUCGGAUUCUUGCCGGCCGUUCUCUGUGUUUUCUCUGCUAAGAUUCUUGGGGCUUCUCUCUCCUUUUGGAUCGGACGUGCAGUUUUCCGUAGUUCAAAGUCAGCAAUGGAUUGGGCCCGAAGUAGCAAGUACUUUCAUCUCCUUGUGAGGGGAGUAGAGAGAGAUGGCUGGAAAUUUGUUCUUCUUGCUCGAUUCUCCCCAAUUCCCUCUUACGUCAUCAACUAUGCGAUGGCUGCCACAGAAGUUAGCUUCUUGAUCGAUUUCCUUCUUCCUACAGUCAUCGGUUCCCUUCCCAUGAUUCUACAGAAUACAUCUCUAGGUAGCCUAGCCGGUGCUGCAGUUGCUUCUUCUACUGGCCCAGAGAAGUCCAAGCUCUCUUCAUACGUAUUUCCUUUGCUUGGAAUUGGGUCAAGUAUUAUGAUAUCAUUAAGAAUCAAGAAGUACUCCUCUGGGAUUGCAGUUGCUGAAGAGCUCAAGUCAUCUUCAUCUUCUGAGAUAAUUAAUGGUGGUCAAGUAGAUGGGAAAUUGAAGAAAAGUGAUUAAAAAUUUAGCUUUAGUUGAUAAACUUGUUUAUUUGGUAACAAUUGAAUUUAUUGUACGAAGUGCAAUGCUGGGAAAUUUUCUCAUGACAAAAAACGUGCAAUCUACUGACUUGUUUUUGCUUAAGCUGUGUACCUCCUGAAAUGAAUCUGAUAUUUAUCCAUUUACCGUUAUGCCCUUAUCCUAC